Molecule: messenger RNA, 2142 nt
Organism: Symbiodinium natans
Lineage: Eukaryota; Dinophyceae; Suessiales; Symbiodiniaceae
Source: the annotation of a GenBank genome assembly
AUGGCCAAGCGAGCGUGGCUCUCAUGGCUCUCAUGUCUCUCAUGGCUGGUGGCUUGUAAGGCCCAGGAAAUCGAGGGACUCUGUGGAGGUGCUACAGGUGCUCGGAGCAGGAGCCUGGCGCAGCUUUGGGUCCGCGGAGCUGCGUCAGCUGACUUCGGCCCCUGCGGGGACUCUGCUGGCGCGGCCCUGAGAACGGUGACGCUGCUCGUCCACUGCCGCCAGACGCGAGAGAUCUGCGAGCUCCGGCGCCCUCUGAUCCUCUCCUACGUGCCCUUCUUCAAGGAGGUUCGGUGGCUGCUGUCUUGGCCCAAUUCCACUGAAGAACUGCGUGCAAAGGAACACCUCUGCGAGAAGCAGGGGGAUCCCUACCUCUGCGUCACGAAGGUCGCAGCAGUGGUGGAGGCCGUUGGGGGCUCGUCGGGCAUCCUGUACAUGCACUUUGACGCCGUGCUGGCGCCCUGCUCCUUCGCGCGGCGCUUCGACCCCGGGAAGAUUGGCACCUUCGGCUCCCGGGCCCAGCUUCGCUGGGGCACCUUCGCCUCCCUAGACCGCUGCAACGCGCCCAACGCGUCGCACGUGGGCUGCGCGUGGCAGGCGUGGCAUCUCUGGGACGUGAACCGCGAGCCGUUGGCGGGUGCCCUCUCGGAGAUGCGGCUCGAGCUGCCGCUUCCGGCGCAGCUGUCCCAGGGCUGCUGGCUGGGAUACGAUGACUUCUUCUACCUCCCGCGCGGGGCGUUUCGCACGUACGGGGCCCUGGCGGAGGUCUUCGCGCGCCACAACAUACACCACGAGAUCGCGGGGCCAACUGCCUUGGCCGUGACCCAAAACAUAAGUGGCCUGGAGAUGCAGGACUUCGCUUGCAAGCUUGGGGUUCUGAAGCCUCUCCCACUCGAGGAGGUGACCGCGCCCGACUUCGCGUGCGGCCAUGAGGUGCACUACCAGGAGACGGGCAUGGUGGAGGCUGUAGAUGCCCUGAUCAAGGGCAGCAGAAGCCUGUCUCUCCUCCAAGGACUCAGAGCAACCGAAGACGGAGGAGGAGAAGGGAAAGGAGGCAUGGCUGGCAUGCGCGUGUCUGGCUUGGACUGGGGCAUCUUCGGGGAGCUGCCUGCCCUUUGCGCCUUCCUUCUGGCCGGCGUCGGCUUCGUUUACCUGCGUCCGGAUGUCACAAGCGAUCACAACCGGACCCUGUUCUCCUACUUCGUCUGCACCCUCUAUGUUCUGAUCUCGGUCGUCAUCGACCUGUCCAUGGCUGUUCAGUCUACGCACGCACCGCCGAACGAGAACUACAGCUUCGAGCCCAUGUGCGCAGUGCUUCUGACGGAGCUCCUUAAGCUCGUGAUCUCCACCUGCCUGAUCCUCCACGACCGCGCAAGGCGCGGAACUCCGGUGGCCCAUCUUCCGAGCGCCGGAGAUGUCGCGUGGCUCGCGCUGCCUGCCCUGAUCUUCACCUUGAACAACAUCUUAGUUUGGUGGGCCAUCGGGAACAACGACAUCUCCACCUUUGGGGUCUUCCGGGACAGCAUGAUCCUUUGGACGGCCUUCCUGUGGCGCAUCACCUUCGGACUUCCCCUGGGGAAUGUGCGCCUUCUGGCCAUUCUGGUGAUGGUGCUUGGCCUGGCCCUAAACCAAGUGGAAAACUUGCUCAGGAGCCGCCUCUCCUGGCCCCUUGUGCUCGUGCUGCUGAUGACGGCCUGCAAUGCGUUCGGCUCCGUGCUCAAUGAGUUCGCGCUGAAGCGCAAGGUUGGCAUGGACAUCAACAUCCAGAACGCGGUGCUCUACGCGGCGACGGUGCUGUUCACCGGGGCCAUGAUCAUGAUUUCGGGAAGAGGCGCGCAGCUCAAUCAGUCUGGCUUCUUCCAUGGCUUCACCCGACACACCAUGUUCACCGUGACUAUGCAGGCCCUUGCGGGUCUCACGGUCUCCAGGAUACUCAAAUAUUCGGAUGCUGUGCAAAAGAACAUCGCCGCGUGCCUACGAGGCCCAAUUCUGGUGGUGGUCUCACCAGCUUUUGUCCAGUCCUCUGCAAAUGGGCUCACACUUGUCUCUGCCGCGAUCGUGGCCACGGGCUGCGGCAUCUACUUGAACCAAGGACCUCUCACGCCCAUUUCUACGAAGGCCGGGAGCAACAAUGUGUCCGGUUGA